Micromonas commoda is the source of this 5511-nucleotide messenger RNA. RefSeq lists its product with no specific name. The transcript has a single exon. The record is from RefSeq and is a predicted model, not a curated record. Lineage: Eukaryota; Viridiplantae; Chlorophyta; Mamiellophyceae; Mamiellales; Mamiellaceae. Bases 1 to 5511 code for a protein of 1836 amino acids.
AUGGCGACGGCGUCGCCCCCCGGGCCGUCCCAGCUCGCGGACACCGCGGCGAUUACCCUCCCAAAGAUCGACGCGAUCGCCUCCGGCGCGGUGAAGGACAUGCUGAAGACCGGCAUGUCGGAGUCGGAGGAGGUGCUCGAGUACCUCGGCGGGAGCGUCGCGUACGAUCUGAAGGCGGCCGCGGCCAAGGCGGCGACGCGCCGCGAUCUGGCGCUCGGAUCCAAGUCCAAGCUCGACGGCGCCGCGUUGAACGCGUCCAUGGACGAGCUCGACCGCCGUGCCAAGGCCGUCGCGCCCUUCUGGGUCGGGCCCGGCGUCGACGACGCGCCUCCGCAGGCCGCGGCCGCUCCCGCGCUAAAGAAGAAGGCCGAGUCGCCGGCCAAGGAAUCGGCGCCGCUCGCCACGGCGACGAAGGCGGCCGCGCCGACCCCGGCAAAGCCCAAGCCGCCUCCGCCCAAGGCGGAACUCACUCCGGCCAAGCCCAAGCCACCGCCGCCCGCGCCCAAGAAGGCGCCCGCCGACGCCCCGAAGAAGAUGGCCAUGCCCGAGCUGCCAAAGGUGAAGCUCCCCGCCGUGGACGUCAAGCUUCCCUCGAUCCCCGCACCUACGAUCCCGGUCCCGGAGCUGGACGGCGUGGCGGAGGAUGCGAUCCGCGCCAUUCGCGUCGCCAUGUCCCGCGCGCCAAAGUACGACGACGACGGGGACGGGGACGGGGACGGCGACGGAGCCGGGUUCAACUUCGCGCCAAACGUCAGCGACGGCAUCGACAAGGACGACCCGGACUACCGCGAGAUGGUCAAGACGCGUCGUCGUCGCCCCCCGCGCGCCGCGUCUCUCCCCGCGCCCCCGACGCCGGAGGAGAAGGAGGCGCGGCGACUCGAGCGCGCGCGGCUGCGACGCGAGCGGGAGGAGCGCAAACUGGCCGAAGACGCCGAGCGAGAGGCUACGGCGGCGAAGAAAAUCGCCGACGCGCUCGCGGCGCCGCCCCGCCCCGACCCGGCGUGGAUGACCGCGAAGGGCACGGACAUACUCGCGGUCGUCGAGUCCGUCGUCGCCAAGCACCCCAAGGGUGAGGCGGUCAAGAAGCCGCCGUCCGCGGAGAAGGCGCCGCCCGCGAAGGAUGCCACGAAGGGAAAGCGGGGGCCAGAUCCCGCGUCGUCCGCGGCGGAGAAGACCGAGGUGCCCGGCCCCACCGGCGCCGAGCUCUUCGACAGGUACGCCAUGAUCGUCCAGGACAAGCUCGAGGACGUCGCCAAGAACCUGGGUUUGGCGGAUCAAACCCCGGAGGAUCAGGAAGCCGCCACCAAGGCUCGGCUCGAGAAGCGCGCGAGGGAGGUGGCUAAAGCGAAAGCCGCAGCCGACAAGGCCAAGGCGGACGCGGCCAAACGCGCGGAACGCGAGUUCGAGAGAGAGCGCGCCGCCAAGCGCGCCGCGGCGGAGAAGGAGGAGAAGGAGAGACGAGCCGCCGAGGACAAGGCUGAAAAAACACGCCAAGCAGCGGCCAAGGCUAAGGCCAUCGAGGAGGCCAAGGCUAAGCGCGAAGCCGCCGAGGCGAAGGCCAAGGCUGCCGCCGAGGAGCGCAAGAGGCGCGAGGCGUCGGAGCCCUCCGAGCCCGAGAUCGAGGCCAAGGCUAAGGCCAUCGAGGAGGAGGCCAAGGCGACGGAUAAGGCCAUCGCGGCGAAGGUCAAGGAGGCUGAGAAGGCUGCGAAGGAGAGCGAACGCGCGCUCGAGAAGCGCCAAAAGGAGGUGGACAGCCUCGAGCUGGCGAAGCGUCAGAAGCUCAAGAAGAAGCGUCGCGAGCUCGAGCGCGACGUCAAGGCCAAGGACCUCGACUUCGAGUUCAGGCAGCGCAACCUGGAACGGGAGCGCAGGAUCAAGCAAGACGCGCUCGAGCAGAAGCACCGCGAUCUGGAGCGCGAACUGGCUUGGCCGGUGAACAAGCUCGUGCCCGCGAACGCCACGAAGGAGGAGCGCAGGAUCGCCAACCGCGAGGCGAACGAGCGGCUCAAGGCGCUGGCGCACCGGCGCAAGACGCUGGAGCGCGAGCACGAGGUGGUUUUGCAGUCACUGACCAAGCGCCAGCGGGAGCUCGAACGGGAACGGGACAUCGACAUCGCCAGCCGCGAGUCCCGAUGGACCGCCCUGCACAGGGAGGACGACGAGCUCGACAGGUCCAUCAAGGCUGAGCACGCGGAGGAGGUCAAGGCGCUCGAGGAUGCCCGCGCGCGGGCCGAGAGGUCCGCCGCCGAGCGCCGAGCGGAGAUUGAGCGCGACAUCGCCGACGGCGAACGAGCCGUCGAGGCCAAGCUCGAGGCGCUCGAGAAGGAACGCGCCGAGCUCGCGAAGCGACGCGAGGCGGCCGCCGCGGAGGAGCGCAGGCUCAAGGCGGAGGAGGCCCGGAAGAACGCGGAGGAGGUCUCGCAGGAGAUGAAGGCGACCAAGGAGCGGCUGGCGAAGAAACGAGCCGAGGAGGCGGAGAGGCAAAAAAAGGAGCGGGAGGAGCGAGACGCGCAGGAGGCGCGCGAACGGGAGGAGAAGGCGGCGCGCGUCAAGGCCGAGGUGGACAAGGCGGCCGCUGAGCAGGCCAAGAAGCAGGCGGCGCUGGACAGCGCCAAGGCUGCGCGCGUCGCCGCCGCCAAAUACGCCAAGGCAAAGGCGGACGCGGAAAAGGCAAAGUUCGCAAAGGAAAAGGCGGAGGAACGCGCGAGGGCGGACAGGCUACGGGCCGACGCCAAGGCGGCCGCCGCGGCGAAGAAAGCGCAGGAGAAGGCCAAGGCGGACAAGGCCAAGGCGGCGGAGAGGGCCAAAGCGUCGGCGAUCAAGGCCAAGGCUGAGGAGAAGGUGCGGAGGGAGCGCGAGGCUAAGGACGCGGAGUCGGCCAAGGCCAAAGCUAACGCCGACAAGGAGAAGAGACGCGUCGCCGCGGAGAAGGCCAAGGCGGCCGCCAAGGCUAAGCGCAAGGCGGACAUCAGAGCCGGCAAGGACGAAUCGCACAAGCGCAUCGACGCCAGCGUCCUCGCGGCGCUCGCGCUCGGCGCGGCGGGCGCUGUGCUCCUCGCCAACGUCCUGCCCAGGGGCGGCGCCGACUCGGGUGGCAAGAAGAAGAAGAAGACCGCCAAGUCAUCAGGGUCCAAGUCCGGCGCGUCCACCCCGGGAUCCGUCUCGGGCGUCAGCGACGUGACUCUCGGGUCGUCGCUCAAGACCACCCCCAACACCACCCCCCGCACCGACCUGACGCCGUCGGGAUCGCACCACCUCGAGGUGACCAACUACCCCAGCUCGCUAAACACGACCCCAGCCGGCACCGGCACCCCGUUCUCCAUCACCGGGACGGACGUGUCGUCCAUCGGCGCCGGCAGCUCCGCGGCGAACACGGCGAGGACGAUGGACAGCAAGCAAUCGUCGCCGAUGAAGUCGAACCGAUCGGAAAAAUCCGACACGGGGCACAUGUCCGACCUCGACGACCAGGACCUCGUCUCGCCGCCCAACACCGCGCGAUCGGGAGAGGAAGGCCCGGGAGACGCGAACGCUCAGGCGAAGAAGGAGCGCACCGGUCCGAGGGUCCCCAAGCUCCCCCUGUUCCGGCUGUUCGGCAGGGGCACGCCGCCGGGAAGCGCGAAGGAACCCGAGCCCGCGCGGGGACCCCCAGACAAACCCGAAGAUCUUAAGCAGAUGCAAUCGAACGCGGGUGGUCAAUCGCAGACGGCGCCUCAGCAGGCGCCUUCCCCGUCGGGCGGCAAGACGUCGCCCUCGCCGCGUUUCACCGAGAUGCAGCACGAGCUCGCGAACGAGGCCGCGGACCAGCUCAAGGAGGCGUUGGAGAUCACCGCCGCCCGCGCCGCCGAGGCGCUCGCGUCGGAGGUGCAGCUCAAGUUUCAGCUCGAGGAGGCCAGGCGCAAGAUGAAGUCGCUGGAGGAGAGGCAGGCGACGCUGCUCACGGUGGUGGAACGCGAGCGCGCCGCGAAACUACGCGCCAUAGAGCAGGCCGCGGGCGUCGCCGCCGCCGCCGAGACGCUCGCCGAAUCCGCCCCGGGCGCCGACCCGCAGACGCUGACCAAGACGGCCAAGGACGCCGCCGCGGAUACGUACGAGGACGCGAUGUUCUCCCCGUCGACCCGCGACGCCGACGCCGGCGUCGCGCUCGACGCCAUGGACGCCAAGGCCAAGGCGCAGCUCGACAAGGCGGACGCGGCGUUGGCCAGGCUCACGCAGGAGAAGUUCGCGGCUGAGCGUCGCAUGGCGGAUGAGAGAGCCGCGUGGGAAACGGCCCUCGCGUCGGCGCACGCGCGCGAGGCGGAGCUGGCGGAGCUGCUCGAGAAGCAGAAGACGCGGGAAAAGGAGCUUGCGUCGCGGCGGACGGAGGUCGAGGCGGAGAUCAAGGGUGGGGACGUCGCAUCCUCCAAGGCUGCAGCGGAGAAGGCGGCGGAGCUGAGGGUGGUCACCGCGGCGGCUGAAUCCGAGAUUGCCGAGGCGCAGAGGAGGGCGUCCGAGCUCGGCGAGGAGCUCGCGCUCGCCACGUCGAGGGUCGAGAAACGCGAGCGCGACCACGCCGAUGAGGUGCAAGCGGCAGUGGCGCACGCGCAGCGCACGAUGGAGACGGUCGCCGCCGCAGCCGCGGCCGACUUGGAGGCGGCAAACGCUAAAAACGCGCAGCUCAGAAUCGCGCUCGCGGAGAAGGAAGCGCAGGAGCGCAGCCUUCGCGAACGCCUCGCGGAGGCGACCGCGGCGGUGAGCCAGCAGUCGAUGUCGGCGAACACGUCCACCGCCUUCUCCGACGCCGCGUCCGACUUCAAGACGGAUCCGCUCGGCAGCGAGUACAACAGCGCGAGCCAGUCGGUUCCCCCGAGCGACGUCAACACGCCGGAGACGUCGCCGCGAGAUUCCGAGCCAUCCGCCAUCUCGCCGGUCGUCGAACCGCUGGCCGGAGGCGGCACGCCCUUCAUGACCCCGGGGGCGAUACUGAACACCCCGGGCGGGUCCGCGUACGCCAGCGCCAAGUCCACGCCGGUGCACUCCGCGCGGGGCGGCCCCGGCGGCGGGGUCCCGAUACCCCCGCCUCCCAAGUUUGGGGAAUCCCCGAGCAAGGCUGAGCUGCGGCUCAAGGCGACGCGAGCGGAGGCGCGGGCGGAGGCGACGGAGCGCGCGCUCGCCGGCGAACGCGCAGAGCUGGAGCGCAUACGCAAGGAGAUCGCGACGCUCCGCGUGGAGCAGGGCGCGUGGGAGAAGGCGGCGUCGCCGGUCACGUCUCCGGCGAAGCCGUCGGCGUCGGAGCGCGAGCGACGGGUGCGGGAGGCGACGGCGGAGGCGCUGAGGGAGGCGGUGCGUGUCGCGCUCGCGUCGGGGGUGAACGAGGCGGAGCUGAGGGAGGCGAUGAUGGCGCGGGGGGUGGACGUCGACGGCAUACUCGACACCACGCUGGUGGAGCAUCCACGGGGGGACGGGGACGAGGCGGCGGCGGCGGCGCCAUCCCCCGGGUCGGGAAAGAAAAAGAAGAAAAAGGGCAAGAAGUGA